AGAAUUACAAAUGUUACCUUGAGACAGCAAGUGGAGGAUGUGGACUCUUUAUCAGAGGAACUGAUUGAUAAUACUGUGAAGAAAUUUUUGGAACAAGUAAAAGAAGGGACAUGGGAAUCAGGGGGAUGGCCUCAAGUGUUCACUGACUACUCAGUGUCAAAACUUGCUGUAAAUGCUUACACCAGGCUAAUGGCAAGGAUACUCGAAGAUCGUCCAGAGGGUCAUAAGAUAUAUAUCAAUUGCUAUUGCCCGGGUUGGGUGAAGACAGCGAUGACUGGUUGGUCCGGCCAUAUAUCUCCAGAGGAUGCUGCUGAUACCGCAGUCUGGCUUGCUCUACUACCUGACCAGUUUGUGAGUGGUAAGUUUUGGGCUGAAAGGCGCGAGAUAAGCUUUUAAUAUGUGGAGCAGUUGGUGUUUGGCAUUAUUUGUGAAAAUUGAUUGAUUACUUGUUAUAUUGGUGGAGAAUGUGAGCACUGAGCAGGAUUGGAUGGAAGAGCCUGAAGCGAUGGCCUAGUUUGUAGCAAUGCUGUUUUCUUGUAGAUUAUAUCUUGUUUGGACUUUUUUUUCACUAGCAGUGUGAAUGAAUUUUUCGUGUAAUUUAACUUCGGAAAUAUUAACAGAUAUAGAUUAUUAGAGGGGCAUGAUUAUAUUA
Nicotiana tabacum (common tobacco) is the source of this 652-nucleotide messenger RNA. Lineage: Eukaryota; Viridiplantae; Streptophyta; Magnoliopsida; Solanales; Solanaceae. The record is from RefSeq and is a predicted model, not a curated record.